UACGAUAGAUGUUUUUCUUCCGUUAUCGCUUGAAGAGACGGAGAAACGAAGAAUUCAUCAAAUAAUGUCCCUGAGCGUUUAACUAUGGCAAUGUGAUAGUUAAAGCAAACAAAUAGUAUAAAUUCUCAAAUACAGCAGUUGGAAAAUCUUUCAAAUUGUAUAUGCUAAUUUACAUUAAAAAGCAGCUCCAAUGCGCUUAAUGAAAUUUACACUCAUGAUCUGCGCGCUCGCUGGAUGCUGGCAGCCGCUUAUGUGGACAUCACUGUUUAAACAUAUAAUUUAUAAGGCUUACGCAAUAUUUAUGAUCAGCUCGUUACAUAUAUUUCUGUUUUCUCAAUUUGUACAUAUGAUGUUAAAUGUCGCAAAUUCUGAUGAAUUUACCGAUGCCUUAUACAUGAUGUUGACGAUACUCGUAGCAGGUUACAAACAGAUUUAUUUGUGGGUAGAUCGUAAGAAUGUUAUGGCAAUAAUAAAUGUUCUUAUUGAGAAACCUUUUGCACCAUAUGAAACACACGAAAUAGCGAUUCAGGAAAAAUUUGAAAAAAUGAUACAGAACAAUACGCGGAGGUAUUUAACCAUUGUUGUGAUGUCAAUUUCAUCGAUAAUAUUGAUGUCUGUUUCCACAGACUUUAUGAAAAGAAAUUUGACAUAUAAGGCAUGGAUACCGUUUGACUACUCAUCUCCUGCCAUAUACUUUAUUGUAUAUAUUCACCAAUUAAUAGCCAUGUCAACUUCUGGUAUAGUAAAUGUUGCUUGCGAGAGCUUACUUUGUGGAUUCUUGUUGCACAUCUGUUGCCAGUUUGAAAUUCUGGGGUAUCGAUUGACAAAACUCACGCAUGAUCAAAAUAGUCUGCGCGACUGUGUUUGUCACCACAACCGUAUUUUUGAAUACGUAUAUACAGUGAAUAAUAUGUUUGCGAAAAUAAUCGCUAUUCAGUUUGCUGUGAGCAUGCUGGUAGUGUGUUCAAACUUAUAUCGAAUAGCUAUGGCAACUGACUACAUGAGCUUUAUUCCAUUGAUGAUGUAUACGAGUGCUAUAUUAGUGCAAAUUUUCAUUUUAUGCUGGUUUGGAAACGAAGUCAAGUUAAAAAGCCUUCAAUUAGUCAAUAGCAUUUUUGACAUAGAAUGGCCGGCGCUUAGCAAUAGCAACAAGAGAAAUCUCUUAUUAAUUAUGAAGCGCGCGAUGACACCCGUCGAAUUUACUAGCGCGUACAUAAUUACGAUGAAUCUUGACUCGUUCGUAGCUUUGCUUAAGAUGUCAUAUUCGGUUUUCAAUUUACUACAUCAAACAAAUGAAUAUAGUCCCCAUAAGAUAAUAACAAUUGUGUGUGGUGUACAAAACCGUAGAAUUAGAAAGGUUAAAAUGAGGGUGCUGAAAGUUACACUUCAAGUUUGUACCUUUGCUGGAUGUUGGCAACCGGAUUCAAGGACAUCGUUAUUUAAACAUAUAAUUUAUAAAGCAUAUGCAAUGUUUCUUCUCUCCGCAUUAUACUUAUUUGCGUUUUCUCAAUUUAUGAACCUUAUACUGAACGUUGAAAACUCUGACGAGUUUACAGAUUCGUUAUACAUGAUGUUGACCGUAUUUAUCGCAGGCUGUAAACAAGUUUACAUGUGGAUAAAGCGAAAAAAUUUUAUGAUGAUAAUCAACGUUUUUAAUAAAAAACCUUUUGCAGUAUGUGAAUCACAUGAACUAAUGAUUCAACAGAAAUUUGAGAAAAUGGCACAGAAUAUCACGUUGCGAUAUUUAACUCUCAUUAUGGUGACAGUCACAUCAAUAGUUUUCGUGUCCAUUUUUACGAUAUUUACGAAUAGAGAGUUGACGUACAAGGCAUGGGUACCGUUCAACUAUUCUAUUCCAGUUUUAUACGUUCUUGUCUAUGCUCACCAGUUGAUAGGCAUGGGGACUUCUGGUUUCGUAAACGUCGCUUGCGACAGUGUACUUUGCGGUCUUUUAUUACACAUUUGUUCUCAGCUUGAAAUUUUGGAGUAUCGAUUCACAAAAAUGAUGCAUUGUGAAGAUAUUCUGCGUGAUUGUGUUUGUCAUCACAACUAUAUAUUUGAAUAUGCGCAUACGGUGAAUAAUUUGUUCACAAAAGUAAUUGGUAUGCAAUUCUCCGUAAGCUUGUUGGUGAUAUGUUCGAAUUUAUAUCGAAUAUCGAUGGCACCGGAUUUUGCGACUUUUAUUACAGUAAUGUUGUAUACAGGAUGUAUAUUAGCGCAAAUUUUCAUCUAUUGUUGGUUUGGAAAUGAAGUCAAAAUAAAAAGUCUUCAAUUGAUGAAUAACAUAGAAUGGUCAGCACUUAGUAAUAACAGCAAGAAAGGUCUCUUAAUAAUCAUGAAGCGCUCAAUGAUUCCUAUCGAGUUUACUAGCGCACACCUAAUUACGAUAAAUCUCGAGUCAUUUGUAGCUUUACUUAAGAUGUCAUACUCAGUUUUCAACUUGCUACGUCAAACGCAAGAAUAAUAAUAUGAUUAAAAAACAAAUCACUAUUCAUAUUUAAUUCUUUAUGAAAUGACGUUCAACUCAUUAUUUAAAUAUAAAAUCCAUAUUUCAUUAGUAUCAACUAGAUAAUUUUCACGUAACUUGUACAAUUUUUACUAGAAAUUUUCAUUAACAUUGAUUUUGGCGUUCAAAAAAAAUUGAACAUUUUAAGAAGAGAAGAAUAAAAAUUAUAUGAAUUAAAGCACUGUGUUAGCACUUAAACAAUUUCAUAUUAAUAUUAAAAAUAAAAUUGUUACAAGCA
This is a messenger RNA of Solenopsis invicta (red fire ant), 2744 nucleotides long. RefSeq lists its product as uncharacterized. The transcript has 12 exons. The record is from RefSeq and is a predicted model, not a curated record. Gene Ontology annotation, molecular function: odorant binding; olfactory receptor activity. Gene Ontology annotation, biological process: sensory perception of smell; detection of chemical stimulus involved in sensory perception of smell. Gene Ontology annotation, cellular component: plasma membrane. Bases 191 to 2464 code for a protein of 757 amino acids. NCBI's taxonomy places the organism in Eukaryota, Metazoa, Arthropoda, Insecta, Hymenoptera, Formicidae.